AUGACGAAGACGUAUCUCAUGAACAGCCUGAUUGAAAAAAUGCAAUCUCCGGACCAGGACUUUCGAUUUAUGGGUCUAAACGACCUGAUGAGCGAGAUCAAACAAGAUCCAGCCAGCUUCAUCGGAGACGAGCCUACCGAGACGAAGGUCCUCAAACAAGUACUUUCCUUGGUGGAAGAUAAGAUCUCGGAAGUCAAGAAUCAAGCCGUCAAGUGUCUGGGUCAAUUGAUCAAGAUCAUUCGCGAAACGCAGAUGGAACUCGUGGUUGAUAGCUUAAUCAACUUCUCAGUGGGAAAAGACGACGAACUGCGUGAUAUCUCUGGGUUGGCAUUGAAAACGAUUACUUCUGAGUUGCCACUGGAAGGCAAAAUCACUCCCAGAGCAUGCGCAAAGCUUGCACCAAAGCUUCUACAGCAAGUUUCGGAUACGGAAACCCCACCGGAGACUUUGAUUGAGACAUUAUCAACGCUAUCUAUACUCAUCACUCGUUUUCCAGCCCACGUAUCUGAUCCAGCCCUUACGCCGCACCCUCUGCCUGCAAUAGCGCCGCUUCUUUCACAUUCUCGUCCCGCUGUACGCAAACGUGCUAUUCUGACGCUCUCUCAAUACGUCCCUGUAGCUCCUCCUGCGCUCGUCAACGAUCUAUUACAAAACUACAUCCUCCCGUUCCUUUCGCCUAACGCUAACCUCGAAAAGCAGCGCACGACCGUGCAUCUGGUUGCUGCUAUCAUACGGCAGGCACCGCAGCAGCUGACGUCAGUGUACAACGACAUCAUACCUGGGGUCGUCAAAGCUGUUCAGAGGGACGACGAUGAACUUCGUGAAGGUUGUCUUCAGGCUCUUGAGACGCUACUCUUGAGGUGCCUGACAGAAGCGGCACCGUUCCUAAGCUCGAUAGUACAGAUAGGAAACCAGUUCAUCAAAUAUGACCCGAAUUAUGCUGGACAGGAUGAUGACGAGGACGAAGAGAUGGUAGACGCAGAUGAUGACGAGGACGACGACACCGAUCUUGAUGAGUACUCGGACGAUGAAGAUACAUCGUACAAGAUCCGGCGUGCUUCUACCAAACUUCUAGCUGCUGUGAUCACUACUCGCCCCGAGCUUCUGACUUCACUGUACAAAGAGGUAUCGCCUGUGCUGAUAUCGAGGUUUGGUGACAGGGAGAAAACUGUUCGGCUCGAAGUAUGGGCAACUUACGGUGUUCUACUCAACCAGACUAGCAUGUACGGCGGCCUGUCACAAUCUCAGGAGAAUGAUUCCGCCAUUAGGAAGAGGAAAAGAGAUAGCGAAGAGAGGAUGGAUGUCGAGGAAACGCCAUAUACCCUUCUGCGCUCACAGGUUUCUUCGUUAUCCAAGGCCUUGCUCCAGCAGCUCAAGUCUCCAAAGACUCCACCACCGACGCUUCAGGCAGGCUUCCAGCUUCUGCACGCUCUGCUUGGCGUUCUUCCUGGUUGCCUUUCCAACCAAAUUAUACCCAUUGCCGCAAUCUCUCAAUCUGUGUUGCUUCAAUCGCCAGCGACUUCAACUUCGGCCCUUCACCUUACAUGUCUCUCCUUCAUUGCAUUAUAUUUCGCGACGCAUGCUCCCGGGACAUUUUCUGUGUCACUUCCUACUCUAACACCUGUUCUUUUGAAGUCGGCUGGAGAGAAACACCCUCGAGUUGCUUCAGAAGCUUUCCGCGUCUUCUCUGCUCUACUCAAUGCCACGAGGCCCGUAAAGAGUUGCGAAUGGGCGGAGCGUUUGUACGAUCAAGCUUUUCAGCGUCUCAGUACCCAUGACACAGAUGCUGAGGUUCGCGGAUGUGCUGAAGACUGCAUUGCAGACCUAUGGAUUUGCGCUCCUGAUGUCAUCAAACCGAAAGGCGGAAAAGAAUGGCAAGCUAUAUGUCGGACCACGGGUAAUACAGGAGGAGCUGUUAGAGUGGUCACGAAAGUUGCGAGGGAUGUGGAAAUGAGUGACGACUGGGUGAACAGUUGCGUUGAAUGGAUCAUGGGUCUACUUAAGAAGAGUGAGAGGGGAGGAAAACCGGAGAUAUUUAUCGCCCUCGAUACUCUUCUAAAAAGAUAUUCAUCUGGCGUUCCUACCGAUCUGCCACCCACUUUGGUCCCCCAGAUCAGACCAUAUAUAUCGACGACAGACAUUUCCUUGCUGUCUCAUGCAUUGACCAUCAUUACAGUGUUACUCGAGCUAUCUCCGACCACUACUUUCCCUGCAGUUGAGCGUGAGCUCCUUGGCGAUAUCUAUCAGAUUGCACAUUCGCCUCUUGUCUCAGGAGCUGCUCUCGAUUCACUUCUAAUGUUCUUCUCUUCGUUGGUGCAGGCUGACAGUCAAAUUGCAACCCAUGUUGUUCCCAACUUGGCAACAUUAGCGGAAAAGGCCAACAAGUCAGACACCAAUUUAGCCAAUGUCGCUAAAUGCAUCGGCCAAGUUGUCCAGAGCGAUCAGGGAGUGGCAGCAGGAACCAUCGCGGUCUACUCCAAGUAUAUAAAGAAAUCUUCAAAGUCAAAGUUCACCACUUCUGUUGUGGUGUUAAGUCUGCUGAUUGUUGGAGAACUUGGCCGUUUCAUUGAUAUGUCGAAGCAACAAGAUACGUUUAGCAGUACUAUCGAACAUUUUGCAGCAGAAGAAGAGGAGAUUCGUGCUGCUGCUGCAUUCGCUGCCGGAAAUAUUGCUAUCGGAAAUCUUCAUCAAUUCUUACCUGCAAUCCUCAGGGUUGCAGAGAGUGACCCGCACAAGAAACUGCUGUCGUUGCAUGCAUUGAAGGAGGUCGUCACACAUUGCUCGCAUGGGCAGCUCGAAGGUGUUGCAGAGCAGCUCUGGGAUGCGGAGGACAGUACACGCAAUGUUGCCGCUGCCUGUCUAGGCAAACUUACUACAACACAUCCCACACGAUAUCUCCCACAACUUCACUCUCGUAUCCAUGACGAGAACCCUGCAGCACGCGCCACUGUCGUAUCUGCUAUCCGACAUACGCUCGCGGAGUCAUCGCCAUCGUACGACGAGCUUUUGGCAUCGCUCAUCAUGGACUUCUUGGAUUUAAUACAUGACAAGGAUUUGAUUGUCCGCCGACUUGCGUUGUCCGCUCUCAACUCUGCGGCAAGAACAAAGCCCCACCUCAUACGCGAUCACCUUCCAACUCUGCUCCCGAGCCUCUAUGCGGAGAUGAAAGUCAAUCCCGAUCUAAUUCGUACAGUCCAAAUGGGGCCUUGGACACACAAAGUCGAUGACGGUCUCGACGCGCGCAAGACCGCAUGGGAGACACUGUACACCCUUCUCGAUACCUGCCUCACCAAACUCGACCUGUCGAUCUUCCUCUCGCACUUGCUUGCAGCCAUCAGCGAUCCGUCGGACGAGAUCAAAGUGAUUGGACACAUGCUCCUUGUACGGCUGUCAGCGUCUCCGACAACAUCCAUCGCACUUGCGCAGCGCCUCGACGAACUUACACCCUCUCUUGAAACGACGAUGCGCGGGACAGCCGUCACUAAAGACACGGUGAAGCAGGACAUCGAACGCGCGGCAGAGCUACGGAGGAGCACGAUGCGUGCUGUCGCUGCCCUCAGCAAAAUUGACAGUGCGGGCAGCGCGCCCAAGUUCGACACCUUUGUGGAGGAAUCGCGAAAGAAUGAGCAAUGGGGCCUAGAAUUCAGGGAGUUACUUGGACGCUGAAGGAUUUCACUAUGCAGGCAGUGUACUAGGGCUAGACUAUAUCUGU
Messenger RNA from Suillus subalutaceus, 3712 nucleotides. RefSeq names its product armadillo-type protein. Gene Ontology annotation, cellular component: nucleus. The record is from RefSeq and is a predicted model, not a curated record. Bases 1 to 3666 code for a protein of 1221 amino acids. The transcript is spliced from 17 exons. Lineage: Eukaryota; Fungi; Basidiomycota; Agaricomycetes; Boletales; Suillaceae. Gene Ontology annotation, biological process: SCF complex assembly; protein ubiquitination.